CUAACAGGGUGCGGGGAUACGCUGGCGAGAGCCUACGAUGCGAAGUCAGGCUCUUUGAGGAGGAUUUUCCGAGGCCACAACGUCGGUAUCACGUGCCUUGCCGUUGUCGAUGGAUACCUGUUCACGGGCGACGGAGAAGGGGUCCUCAUGAAGUGGGAUGUCUCAAACAUUGCUCUUGGCGGGGACAUAUUUGAAACACGUACCAACUCCGUAUUGGUUUUACAAGAUCGCAUUCCCUCUUCUAGCGAUGACUUGAAAUCUCAUGGAGCAGGGGAACCGGACGUGGACACUGGGGAAAACAAGUUCUACCAGAAGCAAGACAAACGACUCCAAGACGUGGAAGCCCGUCUCGACAAUUACAUGGAGACCAGCGUCAACGCCAAGACUUCUCUGAAAGACGAAUUCGCCGCGCACGAGAGAGCUGGCUUUCAAGGAAUCUGA
Messenger RNA from Darwinula stevensoni, 441 nucleotides. Lineage: Eukaryota; Metazoa; Arthropoda; Ostracoda; Podocopida; Darwinulidae. The record is from the annotation of a GenBank genome assembly.